AUGGAUCAGAGCGACUAUGAAAAUUGGGAAUAUGGUAGCGACAGGAAAAUUUCAACAAUCAGGAUCUUUCGACCAGAUACCACCUAUACAACUGUCAAUUGUGUACUCAACAUCACUGCUAGCGAGUUGAGCACCAUCCUUUACAAGAAAAUAUUUAAGCCAGACACUUCCAAGUUUCGUCUUUAUAUGCUUCGUAACAAUAUUGUUCGUCCUUUAAGCUCUCAUGAAAGACCUCUCCAUAUUCUUCGCAAGCUUCUGAUACAAUAUGGCUAUACUGAUCAAGACAAGCUCGAGGAACUAUCUGGCAAGGAUAAUAGGUUCAUUUGCCGAUUUACAUUUGCGGAGAAUAGCGCACCUUUGACAACAGUAUGUUUUUAUAUCAAUCUGGAGAGGAAGUGUCUGCCAACUAUUCCUAUAUUCCUUUAUCUCAGAGCUAAAGAUAUUGUUCGACUGAAUAUUUCACAUAACCACAGGAUGGAAUUGCCAUUGGACUUUGUUCAAAACUGCGUUGUACUGCGAGAGCUUCGCAUGGCUUACAAUGAUCUCGACAGAGUCCCUAGUAACAUACGCUCAAUUAUAUAUUUACAAGUACUGGAUCUUCGUGGGAAUAGGAUCAGGAAUCUAGAAAAGGCACGGCUGGAGGAGGCACGAGAGCUUGUCACCCUUCUGCUUCAGAGUAACCGUCUGGAAAUUAUUCCCGAUUCAUUCCAAUUUGAACACCUUCGAGUUCUCAACCUCUCAACCAACAACUUUGCAGUUAUGCCAGCCCCACUCUUUAAAAUAACAACAUUAGAAGAGUUGGAUAUGAGCUUCAAUGAACUUACAGAUAUUCCUGAAGCUAUCGGGCGUCUCAUACGCCUCAGGAAGCUAUGGUUGUUUGGCAAUAGGAUUGGGCCCGACCUUCCCAAGAGUAUGUCUGAGCUCACUCGUUUGCGAAAGCUGGAUAUCCGCCAAAACGGCAUCCUGAAUAUAGAUUCCAUCAACAACCUCCCGUCGCUUGAGGAACUAUUAAUCGAUUACAACUCAAAUGUUACAUUGAACAACUCCUUCAAAUCAUUAACCAAAGCAUCACUCUUCAAAUGUAACAUGACGAACAUCAAUAUCAAGGGUACGGCGAAUACCCUUACCUUCUUAAAUAUGUCUUCCAAUAAGCUCUCAAAUUUGGCACCGACUUUGUUUGAGCAUUUAUGCAGCUUGGAGGUCCUCAAAUUGGAUAAUAACGGCAUUACCUCCUUACCCGAAACAAUCGCUUGUCUCAAGCGCUUGAAACACCUAUCUUUAUCCGCUAACCAGCUCUCGAGCAUUCCUGAGGAGAUUGGUCAGUUGAACUCAUUACUUGAACUAGAUUUACACAGCAAUUGUUUAGGCGAGCUGCCUGUAGCGAUUUGGCGUUGCUCUCUCAUCAGCCUUAAUGCUUCAUCCAAUUUGCUGGAGUCAUUCCCUGAUCCUCCAAAGGCCCAAGCCCUUCUCAAUCUAAGCACCGUAGCAUUGUCGACUCCAACCAUGCAAAAUGAUGUAGAUGGCUCACUUUCGACAGCCAGCGGAGGUACCUCAAUGGCUACCCCCUCGCCUUCACGUACAAAGCUUCUUCCGGCGCCUCUCCAAAAUACGCCAUCUAGUCGCGCGCCCUACGCACCACCAUUGGCCGCAUCUCUGACUAACCUUUCCCUUGGCGACAAUCGACUACCAGACGAUGUUUUCUACCCAAUAUCUCAUUUUACAAAUCUCCUGGAGCUAAAUCUCAGUCACAACUAUAUAGUAGAGAUACCUCGUGGCAAGAUUCCUAACCCAGGACAUAUCUUAGAAUUACAUCUAAGUGGCAACCAAUUGACCAGCUUACCAGCAGAAGAUAUUGAACGACUUCGAAACUUGCGUGUGCUACAUGUGAAUGGCAACAAAUUGACGACUCUGCCUGCUGAACUUGGUAAGAUCAAUAGGCUCGGGGUCCUGGAUGUCGGCUGCAACAUGCUCAAAUACAACAUUUCGAACUGGCCAUACGAUUGGAACUGGAAUUGGAAUUUGGAGCUCAAAUAUCUUAAUAUGUCGGGCAACAAGAGGCUACAGAUCAAGAGGCAGAAUGUGGAAGCCGUUCCUAUCAUUGCUGCAACCUCACGGCCAGGCAAUCUCUCUGAAUUUGGAAAUCUAACAAGGCUCCGUAUCUUGGGAUUAAUGGAUGUAACACUCACAGACAAUGUUCCUGAGAAUUCUGCAGAUAGGCGAGUCAGAACCUCCAUGUCGACACUGCAUAAUAUGUCGUACGGUAUGGCAGAUACUCUAGGCGACUCAGAGACGCUCUGUAUCUGGGAUCUUGUUCAUCCAAAAUUCCAAACCAAGGAAGACGAGAGCUUGUUUGGAUUGUUCGAUGGUCGAAAUGAUGAGUACCGCUCAAGCUGUAGCAUGACGAAUCAUCUUAAGGAUCGAUUUGGUGUAUAUUUAAAGUUAGAGCUGGAGAAGCUGGAAGGUACUGACACGGUCGAAAGCGCACUUCGACGAACCUUUUUGGGACUCGAUCGGGAACUCUGGCCUCUGGCAGAAGACGACGGUAAGGGGGGUGUAUCCGCCUUGGUAGCGUAUAUCAAGGGCGUGACCUUGUAUUGCGCCAAUGUUGGGGACGCUGUCGCUGUGUUGGUCAAGAAGUCAGAUUCGCACCAAGUUAUUUCGCAAAAACAUAUUCCAUGGAAUCCAAUAGAGGCCUCGAGAAUUAAGCGGUCUGGUGGCUUUGUGAGCGAAAAAGGUCUUUUGAACGAUGAGCUGGACAUAUCGAGAUCAUUUGGUCAGUACCACCUUGUGCCAGUCGUGAACCCCAAUCCUUAUAUUGAAGCCACAACGUUGUCAGAGGAUGAUGACUUUUUGAUUAUGGCUUCGAACGCAUUCUGGAAUGUGAUGUCGUAUUCGACAGCCGUGGAUAUUGCUAAGGCCGCUAAAAGAGAUUAUGGGGACCUGAUGUAUGCAUCCCAGAAAUUAAGAGACAUCGCCAUCUCAUAUGGUGCUAGGGACCACAUGGUUGUGAUGUUGAUUGGUGUUGGUGACCUGUUCAAGAAGAAGGAGCCGUCGGAGGCAUUAGAUUAUCACCAACCUAAUUACAAGAGACCCAAGCCUAUUGAAGGCCCUGCUGAUACCGUAAGUUACCUAAAAUAUCUUAAACCUGAGAUUGAGCCUCCACAAGGAGACGUAGCGAUGGUAUUUACCGAUAUCAAGAAUUCGACGAAGUUAUGGGAGAACAUCCCAACUGCCAUGCGUAUUGCCAUUAAAGAGCAUUUUCAUAUUAUGCGUCGACAACUGAGGUCUAUUGGAGGAUACGAAGUCAAGAAUGAAGGAGAUGCGCUCAUGGCCUCCUUCUCCAGUGUUCCAGCGGCUAUGCUCUGGUGCUUCAAAGUCCAAGAGCUCCUAGUUGUGGCAGAUUGGCCUCAAGAUAUCUUGGAUUCUGUAGAGUGUAGGGCUAUAUUUAAUUCGUCAGACCCAAACCAACCAAUGUAUCGAGGUCUCUCUGUACGUAUGGGGAUUCAUUGGGGUCAACCAGUCAGCGAUCGAGAUGCAGUGACAAGACGCAUGGAUUACUAUGGCCCAAUGGUCAAUAGGGCAUCUCGAAUCUGCGACGCUGCAGAUGGCGGUGAGAUCUGUGUUAGUAGCGAUGUGAUCACUGUGAUGCAGCAUUUGUUGAAUGAUCCGGACUUGGAGCAGUCGGAUUCCCCUCAUGCGGAACAUGUACGUGAACUCAAGAAGAUGGGCUUUGGUGUCAUUGAUCUUGGUGAGAGAAAGCUCAAAGGCCUGGAAACACCCGAGAAUCUGCAUUUGAUUUAUUCGCGCCUUUUGGCCGGUCGUUUAGCUAUGGACCCAUCCAAAGCCAUGGUUGGCAAUCCUAUUCUCGAGACUGUAAGUUGA
Messenger RNA from Lobosporangium transversale, 3882 nucleotides. RefSeq lists its product as hypothetical. The record is from RefSeq and is a predicted model, not a curated record. The coding region runs from base 1 to 3882 and encodes 1293 amino acids. The transcript is spliced from 5 exons. Gene Ontology annotation, biological process: cyclic nucleotide biosynthetic process; intracellular signal transduction. Gene Ontology annotation, molecular function: protein binding. Gene Ontology annotation, cellular component: plasma membrane. Lineage: Eukaryota; Fungi; Mortierellomycota; Mortierellomycetes; Mortierellales; Mortierellaceae.